CAACAGCACAAAGAAAUUACUUUAGAUAAAGAUGCUGGUUUUGGUUGCAGUGGGAGAGUUGCAGAGACGCGAGAGAGAUGGAGAGGUUUUUCGGCAGCGCAUACCGAGGAGACACAGGGGUGCCACAUUCCGGGUCGGAACGAUUCACAAACAUAUGGAUUGGCUCGGCUGCUUUCUCUGUUCUCACCUUUUUUGAUCCCUACAUGUGGCAGCUCUCAAAUCAGUAUAACUGGCAUGAUAAGGCAAUGCUAUUUGAGCAGUACCACUGGAAGAAAGCACUGGAGAAAAGGGAGCCCUACAAGUUCAAAUGGAAUCAGUACAUGGACAAGGACCUGCGCGAGUCUUACUAUUUCAAUUGGCCCGUCUACUUUCCUUAGAUAUUCUCGUCUCCAAUGUCUUGUCUCUUUAUUAUGUUGGUAUAGAUUGUUAAUGGACAUACUCUUCAUAACAUGGAUGGAUGCUAUGGUUUUUCCUUUUCUUGUUAAUAGGUUUUAAUAAGAACGACACUGUUGGAUCCUCAAA
Molecule: messenger RNA, 522 nt
Organism: Macadamia integrifolia
Lineage: Eukaryota; Viridiplantae; Streptophyta; Magnoliopsida; Proteales; Proteaceae
Exons: 3
Coding region: 78-377 (99 amino acids)
Source: RefSeq, a predicted model, not a curated record